CCUAUUUUAUUUAUCUCUGACCCUUGUCCCGCGGCCUGGUUCUUUAUCUCUAAGGACACAGAUAACAGGCAGCUGAGUUGCCGGAACAGCCUUUCGCGGGAAAGGACAGAGAGGUAAGAAGCGCCCUGGUGCUGUGGGCUGACAUUGAGAUUAACUGCUGAAGUACUGAUCGAGUUCUGCGUUUCUUCAAUGAGGAACUAUAGGCUGAUCUUCUGCCAUAAUCUCAAACAACCAUAAAUGACAAAAGAAUGCUUGCUCAGUGAGGGUAGCUGGUGCAGAAGCCAUUUUUUAAACUUAGGUGUUUAAGUACUCAGAGAAAAGACAGCUUUGAUUUCUGGCUGCAAAAAAGAUAUGAGGAAGAGCUCCUCCCCUUCCUUGAGUAACUGCAACUCCGUUCUUGCUAACAAAAUAUUUGGAAUUCCACUUGAUGAGCUGCAGCAGGGAGGACAUCCAGACAAUGAGGUUCCAUUCAUAGUCCGCCACGUUGUGGACUAUAUUGAGGAACAUGGCGGUCUGGAGCAACAAGGACUUUUUCAAGUCAAUGGAAAUGCUGAGACAGUGGAGUGGCUUCGGCAGAGAUACGACAGCGGAGAAGAGGUGGAUUUGGUUAAGGAAGCAGAUGUUCCUUCAGCUAUUAGUCUCCUUAGGUUUUUCCUUCAAGAACUUCCUGAACCUGUUAUUCCUGCCAGUUUGCAUAUUCACUUGAUGCACCUUUCUCAAGAUUAUAAUAAUGAAGAUGAAUUUGGAAGAAAGUUGAGGUUCCUCUUGCAACAGCUUCCACCUGUUAAUUACAGCUUGUUAAAGUUUCUGUGUAGAUUUUUAGCCAAUGUAGCAUCACAUCAUGACGAAAUUUGGUCGGCUAAUUCUUUGGCUGCUGUCUUUGGUCCAGAUGUCUUCCACAUUUACACAGAUGUGGAAGAUAUGAAAGAACAAGAAAUAGUGAGCAGGAUAAUGGCAGGACUUCUGGAAAAUUAUUAUGAAUUUUUUGAGAACGAAGAGGAAGAUUUUUCAUCAAAUGAUUUGAGCUCAAUUACUGAACAGGUUAAUGAUCUUUCUGAGGAAGAAGACGAAAAGCUGGAACAUAUAGAAGAACUUCCAGAAGAGGGUGCAGAAAAAUCAAAUGACAUGCCAGAGGUGGUGCAAUUAAGGAUGACUGAAAACAUCCUGGAAUCAAGUAAUGUUACAGCAUCAACAAGUGCCCAUAUAUCUCCCACCAGCAUCUUACCAGCCUCUGCAGAUGUUUUAGAAAGAACUGUUAGAGCGGCUGUGGAACAGCACCUUUUUGAUCUGCAGAGCAGCAUAAAUCAUGAUCUUAAGAAUUUACAGCAGCAAAGCCUGGUGUGCAGUAAUGAAGCAGGAAGUAUUAAUUGUGAUGAGCAAAGACCUAAUAAUCAGGUUGAUAUUGCUGAUGGUAUUGUUAAUGCCAGUGAUAGCAACAAGGAAUGUUCAGAACCUGUGGCUGGCGCUAAUUUAGACAAUGAAGUCAUGCAGCAAGAUUUUGUAUUUGAGGAUGAAGAAAAUCAGUCUGCAGGUGUACUGUUAGAGCCAUGCAGUGACCAUGGUGAUAGUGAAGAUGGCUGUCCAGAGAGGAAAGAAUAUUUGGUAUUUGACAGUGAUAAAUUGUCGCAUUUGUUUCUGGAAUCUAGUAGCAAGAUAUGUGACUUGAAUGCCAACACUGAAUCAGAAGUGCCAAGAGGUCAAAGUGUUGGUGUUCAAGGGGAAGCAGCCUGUAUCCAAAUUCCACAGUUAGAUCUGAAGAAUGCUUCUGAUGGUGAUAAAUGGGAAGCGCCAUGCCCUAUCACUUUUCCCCUCAUUGAUUUCAAAACAAUGCAUCUGCAGAGAGAUGGGGAGGAGCCGUUUCCUGCAUUUAAGUCUUGGCAGGAAGACUCUGAGUCUGGAGAAGCUCAGCUGUCUCCACAAGCUGGAAGAAUGAAUCAUCAUCCCCUGGAAGAGGACUGUCCUCCAGUAUUAUCACAUCGCAGCUUAGAUUUUGGGCAAAGCCAGCGUUUCCUACAUGAUCCAGAAACGCUGAGUUCCUCAUCCAAAGCACUUUCGUAUGCUAGGAUUCGAAGAUCAUCCUUUAGUUCAAAAGAUGAAAAAAGAGAAGACAGAACACCUUAUCAGUUGGUCAAGAAACUUCAGAAAAAAAUCAGACAAUUUGAGGAGCAAUUUGAAAGGGAAAAGAAUAGCAAGCCCUCCUAUAGUGAUAUUGCAGCCAACCCAAAGGUAUUAAAAUGGAUGACAGAGCUUACCAAACUGCGGAAGCAAAUUAAAGAUGCAAAACCCAAAAGCUCUGAUGGAGAGUUUGUACCUCAGACCCGUCCACGGAGUAACACUCUUCCAAAAAGUUUCGGCUCUUCUCUAGACCAUGAAGGUGAAACAAGUGAGGAUGAAUCCAGAACCAUUCAGAAGGAGAAAAAAUUGUCUAAGGAAGCAACUCUUGAAUUUAUUCUGAAAAAACUGAAGGAAAAACGUGUUGAGAGAUGUCUUCCAGAAGAUAUCAAGAAAAUGACAAAAGAUCAUUUGGUAGAAGAGAAAACUUCACUCCAGAAAAGUCUUCUUUACUAUGAAAGUCAACAUGGAAGGCCGGUGACAAGGGAAGAAAGGCACAUUGUUAAACCUCUCUAUGAUAGAUACAGGCUUGUAAAACAGAUGCUGACAAGAGCUAGCAUCACUCCUCUCCUUGGAUCUCCCUCCACCAAAAGAAGAGUUCAGAUGCUACAGCCAAUCAUAGAAGGAGAAACUGCACAUUUCUUUGAAGAAAUCAAGGAAGAAGAAGAAGAAGAUGGUAUUAGUCUGUCCUCUGAAUUAAAUGAUAUCUUGAAAACAGCUAUACAGGCACAGUCUUCAUUGGAAAACUCAGAAUCUGAUAUUGAAGAAAGUCAAAAACUGGCUCUGGAUCUCCGAUUGUCAAGUACUCGAGCAGCUUCUAUGCCUGAAUUACUGGAACAACUUUGGAAAGCCAGAGCUGAAAAAAAGAAACUACGUAAAACAUUACGGGAAUUUGAAGAAGCAUUUUAUCAACAAAAUGGAAGGAAUGCCCAGAAAGAGGAUCGUGUUCCAGUGCUUGAGGAAUACAGAGAGUACAAGAAAAUUAAAGCUAAGCUUAGGCUUCUUGAAGUUCUUAUCAGCAAACAGGAUUCUUCAAAAUCCAUAUAAAAUAUGCUCCUUGAAAAUUCACAUCAUAAAAUCACUUGUAUUCCGUGAUGUUAUCAUCAUGUGUACUUGACUGGUCCUUGAGCUUAUUUUGUCAGGCAUUCAGAGAAUCUCAUUUUGUACUUGGUUGUGGUGCCACUAAGCAAGUGAGGGGAGGGUAAGUUGGCCCUCUUGGGGAGCCUGAGUGAUGUUCCAUGUUGACCACAGACUGUCCUCUUCACCUUUAGCAAACAUGCAGUCUCCUUCAUUGUUUUGUACUACCAACACAUCUAUUAGCAAAAGACUAGAAUUUUAUCCUUUCAACUUCAAGAACUUUGGAAACACAAAGCUUUUUGUUAAUUACCUUUUUUUUUUCCAUUACUGAAGAAAAUUGAGAGGAAAAGCUUCAUAUUGAACACUUCGGUUACCUUUUUCUUACUGAAUGACUGAUAAUUUAAAAGAAAACCUAUAGAAGUGCACAUAUGCAACUGUGUUCUGUUUUCUUAGACAACCAAAAUCAAACUGAGAUUACAAGUCCUACUGUGAAACACUUUUCUGUUUUAAUUCCCAAAGUGACACCUUCUCACAGGUGAAAUAUUAACAAAACUUUACAGUUCAGUGGUCACAUAGCUUGGAUGAAGAUUACAGUAGGUAUAUGACCAAAAAGUGACCUUGUUUAACCUAUUGAAAACAUAUAUCACACAUCAUACACAGAACUGAAUCAUAACACAUGCUGCCUAUGGGACUUAAGUUACUGUUUGUUCCUGAGUUAUAAUUUAUCAGCUGAUGAUAUAUUUGUCUGGAAUGGGUUCUGGGCUGUUCUCCCUUACCCAUCUCCAGAUAAUGUGAGAAAACAGCCAUGUCAGUAUGUAGGAACUCUGAUGGUGCUCACAUUAUUAUGUUUAAUCAAAUGGGCCUAAAUUGGCAGAGUAAUCAUUAUGCCUAAGUAAAUCUGCUCGUAACAAGGGCUAUACCACUGCAUUUUUACAUGAACUUCAGGGGGCUGCAUCUUUUUUUUUUUUUCUCCUUUUCCUUUUUGAAUCAGUAAAAUUUGUACAGUGAAGCACCCUUUAAAAGAGACCACCUUUUGCUUAAUCACAUUCUAUUAAAGCAGCCAUUUACAGUAUGUGUAGUGGUAUGUCCCUUGCCGUACACUGUUAGCAUCUCUUUUUCCUUGGCUUUGCAUGGCUUUUCUUCAGGUACCCUUGAUAUCAUUCUGCUAAUCACUUUUUUGAGAUGGUGACUUCAUUUGUGUUAACAAUACAGUGGGCUUAAUCAAAGUGUUAAUUUUUUUUCCUGGUGCUUUUGGGUUGAUGAGUGCCUCUGUGCCCCUGUUUUGCAUGCAGUGACUCAUGCAUGGUUUUCUUAACUAGCUAAUAUUAAAAGUUUGUUUCAUACAAAAAAUGGGAUUUUGCAACAUUUUUAAUAAGGGGAGGGAAGCAUGAACCUCAAACUUCUGGCACUAUUCCAUAAGUAAGCACAUGAAGUAGCUUGAUAAUAAAUGUUUCUAGUACUUCACAUUUCACUGGUGUGUGCAAUGCCUUUUUUAGAGGGGGGUGGCAAUCCAAUGGUAGUGAAUGUGUAAUGGAAAAAUUUAAAAAGCACUAAAUCCAGUCUUUUUUGUAUAUUUUGUUUUGAUACGGCUAGGUUAUUCAUAGGGUAUUCCUAAAAUGCCAAAAGAUGUAUCACUUGGAUUUGACUUCCGUCAUGUGGUGUACAUUUAAUUUGGUCUCCAUAUAGGAGUAUGACAUCCAAUUUUAUGUGCACUGUAUAUUGUUUUUUAUGAAUGUUUUAUAUACCACAUGCAGAAAUGUCCAUAUGCACUAUUUAAAUGCUUUAAAUAAUAUAUUCCUUCUUUAUAGUGCUAAAUCUAUUUGAGUACCAUAUUUUUAUAAGUCAUCGGCUUAAUUGGUUUCAUUUUAGAAUUAACAGCUACUUUGUGAUUGGUUAUUCAACGUUAAUGUUUGGCUGUGAGUAGAGUAGGUAAAUGGGGCAUGGCAGCACUUAUGCUGUGACAGUAUUAUGUUAUCAGAGUUGGGCAGUAGGUGGUAGAAUUUGGGAGAUUAUGGUAGUUUUACUUUGGUACAAAUCAAAAGUGUAUAUCUAUAUACCGAUAUUAUAUAGAUAUAUAUGUCCACUAAUAUAAUUGCAUUGCUAUGUCUGGCACAUCAUUGUAUAUAGAACUUUGUAAUAAAAGAACUUCAUUGUUCUAAGUCAUUGUAAAUGUAUGUUUUUCCAGUAGGUGUCAAAAAAGUUGAGAUUCUCAUGUUUCCUAUUCUUAAUUUUAGGCUUGUGGUAAUUACCCCACUCUGGACAACAGUAUUACUGAGUGACUUGGGUGGCACAGUAAGGCAGGGAGAAGCCACUGACUACUUAUCUUGUAGAUAAUUAGAGAUAAGCUGCAGAAAGAAGAGUCAGCAUUUAUUGCUGUAAAGAAUUAUCCUAUUAAGAAAACUUACAGUUUCUGAGAGAGCCUGGCCUAAUGAAGACUGGUAGUAGUUUAAAAGUUCUUUUAUUUGUUGCAUACAGCUACUCUAGAGACUGAGGCAGGUGAAUCCCUUGAGGCCAGCCUAGCCCAGGCAACACAGAGAGACCCUGUCUCAAGAACAAAAUACAAAAAUUCACAUAAUCAAAUUUCAAAAUCCAGGUCACUCCUGUAAGCUCAGUGCUGCAGUCAAAUGAUACUGCUUGGGCUAAAAGAACACAUAUUUUAAGGGGGCUUAUGUAGCCUAGAAAAAUUAAGUUUCCAAAUACCAGUCUUAUAACAGCUUUCUCACCAUCUAGACAACUUAUUUACAGUUUACAAAUGCAACUUCUUAUGACCCUGGUAUGUCUUCCCUCAUCUUUAUUUUGGGAAACUUUAAAUGUGCUAUUUAAGAAGCUAGAUAAAGUUCCAGUUUGAAAUUAUUAGUGAGACUUCUAUAUGUACUUCUGUCUUUUACACUUUGGCUUUUUCCGGGAAACUUCAAAUUCUGAAUAGAGGGAGGUUCUUUUACUUGGGUCAUAUAUAAUGUUUACACUAAGCCUUUAUUCAUUUAUCCAUGGCCAGAGGAAGUCAGAAUAUGGCAUUUGAAAACACCAGCAUUUCAUAUACUCUGAGAAAAUUUUUUCCACAUAAUUAUUAAACUAUUAAUAGAUCUGCUAUAUGGGAUAUAAGCAUUAUUUUAUACCCUCGCAUUUCUAGAAUCUAAUAGACCUCAAAAGGACUUUAUGUGUACUAGUGUAUGUAUACAGCAGGGCAUAUUAUAAUGUGUGAAUUGGGGGUUUUUUGUGGGGGAGGUUGGGGGUUUUGUUUUUGUUUGGUGCUGGAACCUAGAGCUUUGUGCAUGCUUGGCAAGCAUUCUACCACUGAACUACCUUCCCUAAAUUCAUAGAAUUUGGGUUCCAUUCAGUGGCACUUCAUUCUUAGAAAUCAUCUGAUACUAUAAUUGACCCUGAUGAUACUUUGAUGAUAGGUGGUUUACUGUUCUGUUCUUCCUUCUUUUGCAGUGCUGGGAAUUGAGUCCACGGCCUACGCACCACCCUACCUCCCUGCCCUUCCCCCUCUUUUUUGGAGACAAGAUCUCGAUAUGUAGUUUAGGCUGGCCUUGAA
Molecule: messenger RNA, 6727 nt
Organism: Fukomys damarensis (Damara mole-rat)
Lineage: Eukaryota; Metazoa; Chordata; Mammalia; Rodentia; Bathyergidae
Gene: Fam13b
Product: family with sequence similarity 13 member B
Exons: 24
Coding region: 352-3159 (935 amino acids)
Biological process (GO): signal transduction
Source: RefSeq, a predicted model, not a curated record